This is a messenger RNA of Sphenostylis stenocarpa, 1485 nucleotides long. NCBI's taxonomy places the organism in Eukaryota, Viridiplantae, Streptophyta, Magnoliopsida, Fabales, Fabaceae. The record is from the annotation of a GenBank genome assembly.
AUGGAUAAAGCUUAUUCUUGGACUAUGUUUUUUAGAAUGGUAGAUCCUCAGGGUUACCUCGGUCUCAAGUUUUCAAAGCCAAGGACCCCUUAUAGGCCUAAAGACGACUUUGACCUCUUUUACACCUCAGUUUCUGCUUCCACUGAUUCUAGUAUGGUAGCCCUAGAAAUGGAGAUUUUCUCCAAUUCUCAACUAAUUCUCCUCACCCUUCUCAUGUUUCUAGGCGGGGAAGUUUUCACUUCCAUGCUCGACCUUCUAUUUGCUAGGUAUAAACUCACCCAGAUUAAUAUCCAAAACAAAUUAGUUAGCAUCAAUCCUUCGUCACCCUCAAACGAGUCUCCAAUUCAUGUCAAUCAAAUUGAGCUUGGUUUAGUUUCUAUUCCUCACUCAGAAUCACAAGAUCACACAUCCUGUGACAAUGUUGAUAAACUUAAGUAUAAGUCUCUCAGUUAUUUGUCUUAUGUUGUGUUGGGUUAUCUGCUGAUGGUUCAAUUUGUUGGCUUUAGUUCGGUGUGUUUGUAUAUGACUUUGGUAGCGAGUGCAAGAGAUGUACUGAAAAAUAAAGGCAUUAAAAUUGUAACAUUUUCUUUGUUUACCAUAGUUUCCACAUUUGCAAGUUGCGGUUUUAUCCCCACCAACGAGAACAUGAUUGUUUUCCAGAAAAAUUCGGGGCUUCUGCUCCUCAUCCUCCCACAUGUGUUUCUAGGCAACACCCUGUAUCCACCAUGUUUGAGGCUUGUGCUAAUGGUUUUGAAAAAAGUGACCAGAAAAGAGGAAUUCUCAUACUUGCUGAAGAAUUCCAAAAACAUUGGCUUUGAGCAUUUGUUAUCUGUUGUUCGUUGUUGCUUCCUGGUUGGUACUGUGUUGGGUUUGAAUGUUAUACAGUUUGUGAUGUUUUGCUCCAUGGAAUGGAAGUCCAACAUCAUGGAGGGUUUGAAUGUGUAUGAGAAAGUGGUGGCGUCAUUAUUUCAAGUUACAAACGCCAGACACUCUGGUGAAUCUGUCUUUGAUCUCUCCUCCAUCUCUUCAGCCAUAUUAGUACUGUUCAUUGUGAUGAUUCAUUUUACUGAUUCCCAUCUUUGUGGUUGUGGCUUCUGGUACCUUUCACCAUACACUACAUAUUUACCUGUAAGAGAGGAAGAAAAAGAAGUGAAGAGAAACAAAAGAAGCACAGUGGAGUGUGUUUUGUUCUCUCAACUCUCUUACUUGGCCAUUUUCAUUAUUCUGAUCUGCAUCACAGAGAACAAAAGCCUGAAGGAGGACCCCCUCAACUUCAACGUUGCUUAUGGGAACGUAGGGUUCUCAACGGGAUACAGCUGCGGAAGGCAACUCAGAAUCGAUGGUACGUGCAAAGAUUCAUGGGUUGGAUUUUCUGGAAGAUGGAGUAACAAAGGCAAGUUCAUCCUCAUCUUGGUCAUGUUCUUUGGGAGGCUCAAGAAGUUCAACAUGAAGGGUGGCAAAGCAUGGGAACUCACAUGGCUUUGA